Messenger RNA from Desarmillaria tabescens, 1639 nucleotides. RefSeq lists its product as uncharacterized. The transcript has 5 exons. NCBI's taxonomy places the organism in Eukaryota, Fungi, Basidiomycota, Agaricomycetes, Agaricales, Physalacriaceae. Bases 1 to 1263 code for a protein of 420 amino acids. The record is from RefSeq and is a predicted model, not a curated record.
AUGGAGACUCUGAAGAGCGAUGAGGAAACGUAUCUGACACCAGAAGCUCUUGUGUUGGCAUGGAAACAGCACCUUGCAGCGGGUGAGACAGCCCACCACAUGAAAAUCAAGCAGAAGCUCGAGAUAGCCACACAAGACCUCAUCACCAUUCUCAAUAAGAAAGUCGUACCUCCAUGCUAUGACAGGCCAUUGGAAUUCUUCAUCUACCUUGACGAAGCACACACUCUGACAGAAGGUGAACUUACCCAAGCCAUUGGUAGCCCUCCUUCCCGUGCUCUGGACAUCUUCAAUACUGUCUUGGGAUGGCUAGUGGGGUUUCCGUUCUUCACAAUAUACAUAUCCACAACCAAUCUUGAGCCAGCCGCUAUGCCUUCCAUUUCUUAUGGGCCUGUGUCUCAUCAGGAACCCCUCAACACUCCAUUCACUGAGCUCCCCUUUGACGUUUUCGCAUGCGACGUCAUGGAGUAUCUUCGUGCUCUAGGAGGAGGACGCAUUUUCCUUGAAGACACGCAUAGUGAACAAUACCUGAGAAAGUUCAGCGCUGGGCAGACCAUCAGAGGUCGGGAGGACCUCCUUUAUGCAUGUGUGGGCCUUACUAUUCCCUUUGUUGUCCUUCCGAAUCAAGAUGGGCAAUCCAGGUACCCAUCAGAGCCCCUCCUCGUCGAAGCAGCAUCCCAACUAUUCCCAGGAGGCCAACUGGAAACAUACAUCCCACACACACUCAACAAGGCAGAUUCAGAGGGUCUCCUCACCAAGGAUAACCGAUCCCAGCUAGUCGGCAGGUGCAUCAUCAUCCUCGCCCAACAAAGUGUCAUUUCCUGCUUCCUCCCUUCCUCCCAAUUGCCAUUCGGAUCUAUGAUAGCCCACGGUCACCCAGUUCCUGUCCUGGUCCUUCUCAACCACAUGUUCAACCAGAAAUGGCAAGACUUCAUCUUGAGCAUCCGGCCUGUCAGUGACGAACAUGGACCCCCUCUCCGCAAAGCGUUCAAGGAUGUCUAUGUCAAUUUUACUCAUUUCGCUGAAGCUGGUGACAACAAGGUCAUCCAGUACCUGCCCCAUAUGAUGCUUCGGUUCUUGAUGUAUGGCUGCUGCUCUAUGAACUCUGUUGACUUGAUCACUGCAAUGCACCAUGGUUCUCUCCAGAAUCUUCUCUGCGAUAGCUCGACGUCUCAGCUGGCUUUCCAGAUCCAAGACUACUGUCAUGCUGGCUCAGAAGGACCUGCCUGUGCUGUCGUUGCUUAUGCAGUUGGGGAUCGAGGAUAGGUCAAGGCAUUGGGUUGAAUCAUUCAAACCAGGAGCGUGCACUGAGAGCAUCCACCGGAAGCAUUAUCAGAUUAAUGCCGUUGGAUGUUCUUCUGAGGUCUUCACUGUGAUUCCAGUGAAGGAAGAGUGUACCUAUCAGAGACUGUUGCAUCCGACAUGCAGAGAUGACUGCUAGGAAGCAUAAGGAUGCGAAUCUUUCAGCCUUUCAUACACAGAAACCGGCAUUUUUUGCUGAUAAAGUCAAGUCGUGGAACUGGCUGCAGGAUGGGAUAAAGAGCAAGGAAGAUAUCAAGAAGGCCUUGGUAAUGUGAACCUGUACAUGUAAUGUAUGCAAUUCCACGAUUCUUAUAUGUAGCAACAUAUUGUAGUAAUAGCA